Molecule: messenger RNA, 858 nt
Organism: Geodia barretti
Lineage: Eukaryota; Metazoa; Porifera; Demospongiae; Tetractinellida; Geodiidae
Source: the annotation of a GenBank genome assembly
AUGACUGAACUCAUUGGCCCAGACCUCUUCCGUCGCCUGAAAACCGUGGGCGACCCGACAGUCUCCCCCGACGGGAGCAAAUGCGUUUAUGUGCUCUCAUGGAUCGACGACGAUACCUCGGAACCGCGGGCGCGCAUAUACCAGGUGGCGUUGGACUCCUCGAACGGAGACGGGAGGCCGCAGCCGUUUACCCAAGGCAACAACGACGGGCAUCCCCGCUUCUCUCCCGACGGAGCAAUCCUGGCGUUCCUGCGAGCCGGCGCGGGCCACACGGGAUUCUACGCGCCAGUGGUGUCGGACGUGUCACCGGAGGAUCAUCCCGAAAAGCCGGACUUGCCCACCACCAGGGAAGUGCAUCGCAUCCGCUACCGUCACGACGCCAUCGGCUGGCGCGGGGACAGCCAUUUUCACCUGUUUCUCGUCGACGCCUCCACCGCCGCUUGCGUUCAGUUGACUGACGGAGACUGGGACGACAUGGCUCCCUCGUGGUCGCCUGACGGUCGUCGCCUGGCGUUCAUCUCCGGUCGCUCCGGCUCCAGGGACGUCACUGCCACCAACGAAAUCUACGUGGUCGAGGUUCCGGAUGGAGUCGACCCAGACGGCGAAGCACCCGAACCCGAACUGUGGUCGCGGGAUUUGACCGACGUUGCCGCCGUCUCCUGGGCGCCCGACGGUCGCCGGCUGCUGGCUGCGGGUGGGUCCGGCGACGGGCUCAUGGUGCUUUGGCAGGCAUAUCUGUACGUGCUGGAGCUGGGUUGCCCUCCGCGCCAACUGACCGGCGACAGCCUCCGCCCGUGCCUGGGUUACCCGGGUAUUUUCCCCUCCUCUCGAACUGCGGUGGCUGGAUGGCGACGGUGA